This is a messenger RNA of Mytilus trossulus (common blue mussel), 2647 nucleotides long. Its product is annotated as G2/M phase-specific E3 ubiquitin-protein ligase-like. Lineage: Eukaryota; Metazoa; Mollusca; Bivalvia; Mytilida; Mytilidae. The transcript has 11 exons. The record is from RefSeq and is a predicted model, not a curated record. Gene Ontology annotation, biological process: protein polyubiquitination. Gene Ontology annotation, molecular function: ubiquitin protein ligase activity. Bases 65 to 1939 code for a protein of 624 amino acids.
ACACCCAAGGACACAUUUCUCACCAAUACAGGGAGCUGCCUCCAGAAAAGACAUUAGACAACAAAUGAAAAAGAAGAAGAAGUUAUUUGAAAAGUCAUAUAAAGUUGUUUUUAUUGGAAAUAUAAAAUUGCCAGGCAUUCUGUGUGCAGAUAUUAUCCUAGAAGAAGGAUUAAUUAACAUAAGUUCGGAGGAUACAGAGGACACUAUUAAAAACAAACUACUUGACAUAUUUGACAGCACUGACAAAGAUCCCACCAAGAUCAUUUUUUUAUCGUGCUCACACAAAAAAUUAUCCAAACCAAAUGUACCAUCAACAUUCAAAUUUGAUGGAAUAGGGCUGAAGGCUCUGAUUGGUCAAGGGAAGCUUUAUGUUCUCGUCGAGGGCCCUGAGUUUGAAAAUGAUAAGGACAUGAUGGAUCAAAACAAAUUAGAUGACACAGACAUGACAGACGAGGAACUUCCAGUAUUCGGCAAGACACACUCUUUACAGAUACCCCAAGCAGACACAAAUGCAAGUAUGAACAGUGACCAGGAAAAUACAGGCUCAUCCGCAAAACCACAAACAGACAUCACCAAAACUGUGCAAAGUCAAGAUAUAGUGGAAGGUGAUCCGGAAGAUACAGGCACACCGACAAUAACAUUUCAUCCAUCGUGCUUAGAACGUAGAGAGCGUAGAUCUCGAUUAAGCUUGCGGUCAUCUACUGGUAAUGAUGCUCUGGCAUGUCCUUCAACUUACAGGUCAUAUGUCCAGCUGUUUGAAACUGAAAUAGUAACAGUUGAUGACUCCGAUGAUGAAGGUGACAAAACCAUACCAAUGGAUGGUGAUAUCAGUUUGCCAGAGUUAUUAAUAAAGUUACAGUCACAGGUUGACCUGGAGAAGAUAACGAAAUUCAAUAUCAACAGAAACCUUGUUUUAGAUGGUGCUCGGAGAGCCAUCAAAAGGAAAUCCUUCUGUGCUAAAAGCAAGAUAAGUGUGAAGUUUACGGACGAUGUAGGAAUCGCAGAAGGUGCCGUAGAUGAAGGUGGACCAAAAAGAGAGUUCUUGAGAAUGCUGAUGAAAAAGAUCCAAUACCUGCACAUUUUUGAAGGUCCUGAAAACAGAAGAAUUUUGGCCUAUAGUACAUCAGCCCUAGAAGACAAUCUGUACAGAGAUGUUGGAUUAUUCUUUUCCCUAUCCAUUGUACACGGAGGACCAUCACCAAAAUUCCUUUCUCCAGUUAUGUACAAUGCGUUGGUAGGACAAGCUGGAGAAAGGAAUAUUGAAGAUAUAGCAGAUGGUGACUUGAGAGGAGAAGUUCAAAAGUUAAAAGAUGCAUCAAGUUUGCAAGACUUGAACAAACAAAUGAAUGCAAUGUCAACUCUGUUGAUAACAGCGGGAUGUUUCAGGCCUAUAUUGAACAUGCAACAAAAAGAUAAAUUAAUCAUGGAUAUUGUCAGAUUUUUGGUCCUGGAAAGAACCAGUACUCCUCUUCACCAGUUGCGUGAUGGGUUACAGACACUUGAUGUAUUAACGUACAUUCAAGAGCAUUAUAAAGCAUUUAAGGAUUUGUUUGUCUGUCAAGGAAAUGAAAAAUUGACCGCUGAAAUGAUGGAGGUGGUGUUUAUGGAUAUCAAAAUGUCAGUUCCAGGCAGCAACAGAAGACGGGACGAGGAGAACAUUGUUGGAUAUUGGAGAGAUUUUUUAAUUGACUUGCAAGAAGAUGAGGAUGGUGAAAUUACCUUAGGUGAUGUUUUAUCAUUUGCAACUGGAGCAGACUGUGUACCUCCAUUAGGAUUUGAUCCAUCACCAUCUAUUACUUUUCUUCAUGACUCAGGAUUGUUUCCAAAAGCAAACACAUGCUCAAUGGAGUUGAAGCUUCCAGUUUCAGAAGAUUUUAAUACAUUCAAAAAAAACAUGACUUUUGGAAUUGCAAACUCACCAGGCUUUGGACUGGCAUAAACCAUUCAUGGGAGUCUUUAAUUUUAAUACUCUUCCAUACUUCAUCUUCAUUUUUUGUCUUGCCUGGUACAAAGGUUGUUACAAAUACAAAUUUGAAUAUUUCUGUAUAAAUAUAUUGAUUAUAUAAAUUCUUAUACAAAUGGUAUCAUGUUGUCGUUGUCCAUAGACAUUUGGUUUUCACACAAUAACUUAAGUAUAAGUAAAUAAAAGUCUAUGAAAUUUAAACACAUGUUUUUUUUACCACAAAAGGAAGGUUGGGAUUGAUAUUUGGAGUUUGGUCCUAACAGUUUAGGAGGAAGAGGCCAAAAGGGUAAAAUGUUAACUCUUUUUUUUUUUUUUUAUUGAUUUCAUCAAAAAUUGAAUUAUUUGGGUUCUUUGAUAUGUCUAUUCUAAUCGUGUAUUUGGAUUCUUAAUUUUUGGUCCUGUUUUCAAAUUGGUCUACAUUAAGAUCCAAAGGGUCCAAAAUUAAACUUAGUUGAUUUUAACAAAAAAAUAAUUCUUGGGGUUGUUUGAUAUGCUGAAUCUGAAAAUGUAUGAAUUUUUAUUAUGGGCCCAGUUUUCAAGUUGGUCCAAAUAGGGGUUCAAAUUAAACUUUUGUUUGAUUUCAACCAAAAUUGAAUAUAAGGGGUUCGUUCUUUGACAUGCUCAAUCUAACCAUGUAUUUAGAUUUUUGAUAUUUGGUCCCCAUUAUCAAAUUGGUCCACAUUA